GAGAAAGCAAACAAAAUAUAAAAGAGUGAGAAGAAGAGGACAGAGAAGCGACCUUUACCACACACAAACCUCUCUCGCUCAAUCCGCCAUUAAAACAACCCAAAAAGCUUCUGCUUCUAUUCAAUCCCAAGUCAGUAAAAAUAGGGUUACCAGAAGAACCCCACCGUAAUUCCACAGAGGAACUGCACCGCUCGCGUUCCUGCUGCGGUUUGAGGAAGAAAAAGAGCAGUAACGGUAGCAGUAACAAAGACCACCACAAGGACGAAGAGAAAGAGAAACCAAAGAUGCAGCCUAAAGAUUCUGCUCAGACGCAGAGCCAGCAGAUGGCCAGCUUGAGCUUUAGCAGUCAGAUGUCUAGAGAAGACGAGGAGAUGGCUCGCUCUGCUCUCUCUGCUUUUAGGGCUAAAGAGGAUGAGAUCGAGAAGAGGAAAAUGGAGGUUCGUGAACGGGUUAAGGCUCAGCUGGGUCGGGUCGAGGAAGAGACCCGACGUCUUGCUAACAUCCGCGAGGAGCUUGAGUCUAUGGCAGAUCCCAUGAGGAAAGAAGUUUCUUUGGUGCGUAAGAAGAUUGAUAGCGUCAACAAAGAACUCAAACCAUUAGGCGCAACAGUUCAAAAGAAGGAAAGGGAAUACAAAGAGGCAUUGGAUACAUUCAAUGAGAAGAACCGUGAGAAAGUUCAGCUUAUCACCAAGCUAAUGGAGAUGGGACAGUUGGUUGGAGAAAGCGAGAAGCUGAGGUUGAAGAAGCUUGAGGAGCUUAGCAAGAGCAUAGAAACCGAGUGAAGAUUCCAUCUCACAGACAAAAAGACCAAGAACUAAUUGGGCUUAGGGUUAUGGUUCUCUAUCUGAUGUAUUUAUUUAUUUAUUUUUCAUGAAGUUUGGUGUGGUUUUAAUUUAGUUUGAGGUUGUUCUAGUUUUUUGUUUUUUUUCCUUUUUCUAAAUGGCUUGAUUUCGUAGAAUUAUGAUGGGUGUUUUAUGUUUUUGAUUAACCAAAUUAGGGAAGGUUAAUGGGAUAAUGCUUAGUAGGGGCUACUGAAUGCUUUAAGGGUUUGUAAGUUUGAAUAUCUUUUUUUUUCUUGUUUUUUUAAAUUAUUUUAUUAUUUUGAUUUUAGCUUUAUUUUAAUUUCUUUCCCCACCCCUUUAGCUUUUUCACUUUUUUGGGUAAAGUAGCCUCUCGCCGAGAAGCAUGUGUGUUUGAAAUUGAAAUGAUUGACUUCCUGUCAAAGUGUGAUGUCUUGCUUGAC
Eruca vesicaria subsp. sativa (arugula) is the source of this 1243-nucleotide messenger RNA. Lineage: Eukaryota; Viridiplantae; Streptophyta; Magnoliopsida; Brassicales; Brassicaceae. The record is from the annotation of a GenBank genome assembly.